Tripterygium wilfordii is the source of this 3484-nucleotide messenger RNA. RefSeq names its product probable 1-deoxy-D-xylulose-5-phosphate synthase, chloroplastic. Bases 1018 to 3186 code for a protein of 722 amino acids. Gene Ontology annotation, cellular component: chloroplast. Gene Ontology annotation, biological process: chlorophyll biosynthetic process; terpenoid biosynthetic process. The record is from RefSeq and is a predicted model, not a curated record. Lineage: Eukaryota; Viridiplantae; Streptophyta; Magnoliopsida; Celastrales; Celastraceae. Gene Ontology annotation, molecular function: 1-deoxy-D-xylulose-5-phosphate synthase activity. The transcript has 10 exons.
AUAGACAUCUUAUGUACUAAGCAGAGAGGAUGAGGAAACUGAUGCAGUAGUUUCUAUCUGUUGAGCUGACCCAGUUAUUCGGUGCACAUCUUGGGUUGAGAAAUUUUCGUUACCAAGAAAAAUAAAAUGUUUCUAUCUAUUUGACGCUUUUAAUGUGUUCGUCAUUCUAUUUUUCAUUUUGACCUGCCCAAUCUAGACUACUUAGUCCCAUUCGCACUCUAUACAGGAAGAAUGAGUGAAUGGCCUUCUGUCUAAUGGCCUUGGUCAGCUAACCUGACAGACUAGAUAAAUGGCUACCCAGAUGCUGAGAGUUAGCCUCUUUGGUUUGUGUUUGUAGUUGUACUAUCUUUUCUGCGUACAUAUGGGUCAAGGAAAUGAGCUUCUGUGGUGGUGGUGUUCGGAAAUUUGUUUAUGUGUUCGUUACUUUUAGCACAUUUCGAGUUUCAACCUGUAAGUCCCAAGCCUGUGUCGCUAGGUGCUACAAGAUAAGCUCACGACUGGGUCAACCCAUGAUAACUCAAGAUUUCUGGAUCUCUUGUCAAAACGCACCCUUUACACAAAGAGGUACCAAUCAAAUCGCGGACCUAAUGAGGUCCACAAUUUUAAUUUGGUGUGUUUCACAGCGCGUUUCCACAACUUUAUUCAAAAACAUUUGCAAGGUUAGUCAAUAAUAUUGAUUUAGUACCUAUUCAUAAUCCAUACAGCAAAGCUAUCCAUUUGUGAUUUCUGAUGACUUGGCCCAAUGAGAGUCAGCCUGUCUGAAACACUGUUGUGCCACUGCCAUAAAUGGACUACUAAGAAUAUGGAAGGCUAUAAUGGCCACCUCUCUCUAUCUUGCUUUUUAACCUCUUCUCCACUAUCACCAGUCCUACUUAGUGGACAAAGAGAACCAUCUUUUUCAUUUUCUUCAUCAUCUCUGCACUUGCCAAUACGUACUGUGCUCUCUUUGUGUCAAUUGCAUGUGAUUUUGGGACAAUUUUAAGCCUCUUUGCUGGUGCUCCUGUUGGUGGGUCUGUAAUGGCUCUCUGUGCAUUUUCUUUCCCUGCUCAAAUCAACAAGGCAUGCCUUUUGGAUUCUCAGAAGACCAGUUCUUUAUCUUCUCAUUUGUUAUGUGGACCGGAUCUGUUCUGCCUGUCUCUAGACAGACUCAAUCAGUUGCAGCCGGGGAAAAGGCCAAAAGGGGUUUGUGCAUCACUGUCAGAAAUGGGAGAGUAUCAUUCUCAAAAACCACCGACACCUCUCCUGGACACCGUAAACUAUCCAAUUCACAUGAAGAAUCUAUCUAUGAAGGAGCUGAAUCAACUUGCAGAUGAGCUGCGUUCCGAUGUCAUAUUUAAUGUCUCCAAAACUGGGGGUCAUUUAGGCUCUAGCCUUGGUGUCGUGGAACUCACUGUGGCACUUCAUUAUGUGUUCAAUUGUCCUCAAGACAAGAUACUAUGGGAUGUUGGUCAUCAGACUUACCCCCACAAAAUCCUUACUGGAAGAAGGGAUAAGAUGAGCACAAUAAGACAGACAAAUGGGUUGUCCGGAUUCACGAAGCGUUCGGAGAGUGAAUAUGAUAGCUUUGGUGCUGGUCACAGCUCCACUAGCAUCUCUGCUGGCUUAGGGAUGGCUGUGGGAAGGGAUUUAAAAGGUAGAAAGAACAAUGUUAUUGCAGUAAUAGGUGACGGUGCCAUGACAGCGGGACAAGCUUAUGAAGCCAUGAAUAAUGCAGGGUACCUGGAUACUGAUAUGAUUGUCAUCCUUAAUGACAACAAACAGGUUUCUUUGCCCACAGCUACUCUCGAUGGGCCCAUUCCACCAGUAGGAGCUUUGAGCAGUGCUCUUAGUCGGCUGCAAUCAAACAGGCCUCUCCGAGAACUGAGAGAGGUUGCAAAGGGAGUUACCAAGCAAAUCGGUGGACCGAUGCAUGAACUGGCAGCCAAAGUUGAUGAAUAUGCUCGGGGGAUGAUCAGUGGUUCUGGCUCUACAUUGUUUGAAGAGCUUGGACUUUAUUAUAUUGGUCCUGUUGAUGGCCACAACAUUGAUGAUCUUGUUUCCAUUCUCAAAGAGGUGAAGAGUACAAAGACGACAGGUCCAGUCCUAAUACAUGUUGUCACGGAAAAAGGUCGUGGAUAUCCAUAUGCAGAGAGGGCUGCAGACAAGUAUCAUGGAGUAGCAAAGUUUGAUCCAGCUACGGGAAAUCAGUUGAAAGCAAGGGCUCCUACGAAGUCUUACACAACUUAUUUUGCCGAGGCUUUGAUUGCUGAAGCGGAGACAGAUAAAGAUAUCGUUGCAAUUCAUGCUGCAAUGGGUGGUGGAACAGGAUUGAAUCUUUUCCUUCGCCGCUUCCCCACAAGAUGCUUUGAUGUUGGGAUAGCAGAGCAGCAUGCCGUUACUUUUGCUGCAGGGUUGGCUUGUGAAGGCAUCAAACCUUUUUGUGCAAUAUACUCAUCCUUCUUGCAGAGGGCAUAUGACCAGGUGAUACAUGACGUCGACCUACAGAAGCUGCCUGUAAGAUUUGCAAUGGACAGAGCCGGACUGGUCGGUGCAGAUGGUCCAACACAUUGUGGGUCGUUUGACGUCACUUUCAUGGCAUGCCUUCCUAAUAUGGUUGUGAUGGCUCCUGCUGAUGAGGCAGAGCUUUUUAACAUGGUUGCUACCGCUGCUGCCAUAAAUGAUCGGCCUAGUUGUUUCCGAUAUCCAAGAGGUAAUGGGAUAGGCAUUCAGCUUCCCCCAGGAAACAAAGGGAUUCCACUUGAGGUUGGGAAGGGAAGGAUAUUGAUUGAAGGGGAGAGAGUAGCACUAUUGGGAUAUGGGACAGCAGUUCAGAGCUGUUUAGCCGCUGCCUCUCUGGUUGAACCUCAUGGCUUGCAGUUAACCGUUGCAGAUGCACGAUUCUGCAAGCCAUUGGACCGCACCCUCAUUUGCAGCCUAGCAAAAUCGCAUGAAGUGUUGAUUACAGUAGAAGAAGGAUCAAUUGGUGGCUUUGGAUCUCAUGUUGCUCAGUUCAUGGCGCUUGAAGGUCUUCUCGAUGGUAAAUUAAAGUGGAGACCACUUGUUCUUCCUGAUAGAUAUAUCGACCAUGGAUCGCCAGCUGACCAGUUGGCCGAAGCCGGUCUCACUUCGUCCCACAUUGCAGCCACAGUGUUCAACAUACUUGGACUAAAAAGGGAGGCUCUAGAAACCAUGUCAUUGAGAAACUGAGAGUGCAUAGCGAUUUCACGUUCCCCCGACAAUGUAAAUAUCUUGUAAUUUUUGUUUCGAAGACUUACCACAAGAGAACAUGUGGCCCAGUGGUGUAACCUAGAGGUCAUAGAUUCAAUUCCUAUAAAAAACAUCUUCACAUAUUAUGUCCGCGACCCUACUUACUAUGGGAGCCUUGUAUACGAGAGUUGGUUUACCUAUAUUAGUGUAAAACUUUUGCACAUACCAACCAUCUCAUGUAGCAGCUUCACUAUCUUGAUUACAAUGUAAUUAAAUUUCUUCUGUCUUUCAUAUUCAA